AUAAAGAUGCUGUCGUAAAAUCUGAUCAGAAGGUCGAGCUCUAGUUUGAAGUACGAACGUUAUAGGGAUUGUUUUAAAAUAUCUCUGAUUUUGUGUUAUUAUUAACCAGAACACAAGAAACCUUUUACGGAAUUUUACAUGAGUUUCCAACGACAAUCCCUCUUCUUGAUUCGUAUUUUGUCAACUGGAGUUUAUAAUCUUCAUUGAACUGUUAUCUGCAAUACAGUUAUAAUCUAACAUAAUAUAAUAUUAUCAUUAUCCGUUAACGGUGACCACUUUAAAAUGGCUUUAUAUUAAGUGGUUAUUUUUGUUCUUACCAAUCAAAUACUAUCUCUGAGGGCAAACAGUCGGCACAUGGAUGGAGCGUCUGUGAACGAAAAACUACACGUGUUUGAAGACAUUGCGGAUGAUACUACAUACACCCAUUGGUUAGAUUCAAUGACAUUGAAGGAGGAUGCAGUACGUAAGCAUAUGGUGGGACCUGAGACACCAAACUACUGCUCGACGUGUACAUGCUCACAAUAUAAUGAGCGUCUGUACGUGGAUUGCGCUGAUAAAGGUCUCAAAAAUGCAUUCGAUGAUAUUAGUCGAAAAACUGUUGACCUUAAUUACACAAAGAAUGAUAUUGUAAAUGUGACCUAUGGCAAUUUUCGUGGCUUGACACUAUUGAAAGUCCUGAAGCUGUCUUAUAAUAAAAUACGGGAAAUAGCCAAAGGUGCGUUUAGGGACCUUACAAAUCUUACAGAUUUAUAUAUAGACAACAAUUAUAUGGUUACGUUGCAAACAGGUAUUCCGGAAGGAACAUUAGAUUCUUUGACAAAUCUUCGUCUGCUUGUCAUGCAUGGAAAUGUGUAUAUAUGCGAGGCUUCAAGGCUAAACGGGCGGACAUUCCAGCGAUUGAACAACUUAAAGUUUCUUGUCAUCGACGGAUUCAGACAGAUGAAAUUUGACGAUCAUUUUCUUAAUACGCGUUUGUCCACCUUAAUACUAAUAGGCCCACCUUAUGGAUGUGCAUUAAACGUUGUAGAUUAUGAUAUAUUUGAUGGUUUGCUGCAUCUUGAAAAUCUCUCCAUGAGGGAUUGUAACAUAUCAUCCAUUUCGCCGGUAGCUCUCGCACGUCUGAAAUCAUUGCGAUACCUGGAUAUUUCACAGAAUUAUCAAUUGGGAAUGCAGCACGUGUUAGGUCCUGUUGCGACAGCUUUAAUGGAUAGUGAUAUUAAAAUACUGAAAAUGAACUUAGUUUCUAACCCUUAUCAGGAAGUUAAUAGAUUAGAUAAUGAAAAUUUGUUUUACAUUAAUCAGCUAAAUCUAACGGAAUUGUAUAUGGAUUCAAACUCUAUUGAAAUGAUAGAUUUUAACAAUCCCCUUUUUUCAAAAUAUUCCACUCUCAAAGUGUUGCGUUUAAAACGAAACUCUCUUUUUUAUGGUUUAUUUGUCGAAUCACUUGUAUGGAAUAAUCCUAGCAUUGAAGUGCUAGAUUUCGGAAAUCAAUUUCCGUUUAACAAUAUUAUACAUUUUCCUGUAGAAAAACCCCGUCGCAGUACGAUACGAUAUUUAAAUGGUUCCACUUUAAACCUAAAGAAAUUUAUAUUUACCGGCGCGAAAUCUGUUGUUAAGAUUUUAAUGUUGGGGGACUCUGAAAAUACUAUAGAAUAUAUUGACAUUUCCUGUAAUAAUAUCAACAACGAAUUUGAACUGCCAUCUUUAUUGUUUUUGACGUUUCUUAAAAUAUCAAACAACUUUAUUGAAAAAUUGUCAGAAUCAGUAUUUAGAGCUACGCCAUCUUUAAAAUACCUGGAAAUGCAAGAUAAUAUCCUUGGUUUCGAAUUAGGAUCUGCCAAAGCAGUCAAUAUGUUUGUACAUCUAAAACUUCUAGAAACCAUUAAUAUGUCAAAAAAUAGAAUUUACAGUUUAACAAGUUCGCUGUUCUCUCAAUGCGUCAGUUUACAGAAAAUCGAUCUUUCGGAAAAUUACCUUGACAUCUUUGACCUUAAUUUACAUAAUUUAAGAAAUUUGUCAGUCCUGAAUCUGAGAAAUAAUCGUCUUCAAACUUUAUCUGAACCCGUUCGAGUAUAUCUGUCUGACAUGACAUCUGCACAUGCAGUAAUGGUUAACUUACAGGACAAUAAAUUGGCGUGUAAUUGCGAAAACAUCGAAUUCUUGAGAUGGCUGUUAAAAACAAACGUUUCUGUAACAGGAAAGCACUUUUAUAAUUGCUACUAUAAUAAUGCUAGUAGAUCUCGCAUUGAGUCAAGUACAACUGAUGCUCUAGUCACUCAGUGCUAUACUUAUUUAUCCUUAAUUACAUCACUUACAGCUAUUAUCUCAGUCUUUGUCGUCAUCAAUAUUUCGGGAAUUAUAUUUAGGUACCGCUGGCAUAUUGUCUAUUGGUACUACCAUGUCGUGAAACGUCGAGAUAUUACUAUGGAUGCACCACACGACAUGUUUCAGUAUGAUGCGUAUUUAGCCUAUGACGAUCAUGAGACCAGUUUAGUUGUAAGGACUAUACACACAAAGCUUGAAGUUGAAUCCAACCUGAGGCUGAAUAUUCGAGACCGCGACUUUCCACUUGGUGAUAUCAAUGCUCUGAAUAUCGUCGAAGCAAUCAGCUCGAGCAGAAAAACAAUUUUGCUUCUAAGCAGACAUUCUCUUAAGAACAAAUGGUUUAGGUUUGAAAUAAACAUUGCUAUCAUUGAAGCCAUUACCACGAAUCGACCGGUUACUGUAAUUGUGUAUGUGGAAGAUAUUCCACUUCGCUUUCUACCGAAGGAAGUUAGUAAACUUCUGCAAGAUUCACCGGUUUUAGAUUUUCCAAAGGACACAGAUGCUUCCCAAAACGCGUUUUGGAACAGUUUGAAAGACUGUAUUAGCCGGUGACGUAAAAGUGAAUAUUUGUGUAUACAAAUGUUAAUUGUAUUUACAAUAAACUGUACAUACAUUAAAGCACACAUGUUUGGACAUGGGGAAUGUUUGUAGUCAUAUUGGUACUUGCAAUUGUUUUGUCACUAGUUUGUGUGUUUUGUUUACAAAGACAAAAUUGUGUUGUAUUAUAAUGGUUUUAUUAGAAUUUCAAUCUGCAUUAUAUCACUGAUGUUAUAUUAUGUUCCAAUCAAUUGACUAAAUUUCAGACUAACUUAUACAUUAUUGACAGCCUUGCAGUCACAUUUUUCAAGAGACAACAGAAUACGCACAAAACGUGUACAUGGUGAUUCUGAUAACAUAAUUAUUAGUGAAUGUGCAAUAACAUUAGUAUUAGUGAAUGGGCAAUAUCCAAACACUUAAUCAUGGAUGAUAACUACAUUGUAUGUUCUAAUUCUUAUAUUUUACGAGAUCCCUGAUCCUAUAAGUGAGCUACCAUAUUACAUGUAAGUGCAUAUGCGCUUUGAAUAUUCUUUUGUUUGCUUGACCAAUACAUUAAAGAAUGUAUCGAUUAUUACCUGGAUUGUCCUGUUGAUUAUACAGUGUUUUUAUUUGUUCUUCUUUUUGUAGUUUUUAUCAAAUAUAACUUUUUGUAUUAUUUAUAUUAUUAAAAAUUUCAUUUUUUAAUAUUCCACAUUUUUAUUUAAAAUGACAUUGUAUGAUUACUUAUAUAAGAUUUGACAGUGAAAUAAAAAAAUCCCAUCUUUUAAUUUCUUUUAUCUGAUAAUGUCUGAAUUGAUUGGUGGGGUCGAUCGUUUAAGAGCAAUGAUUAACACAUUUUACUUAAUGUCACCAAUUAAAAUAACAUAAUUUGAAUGUGUUCUUGAUAUUUAUUACCGUAUAUCGUUUCUAUAAUAGA
Molecule: messenger RNA, 3778 nt
Organism: Dreissena polymorpha
Lineage: Eukaryota; Metazoa; Mollusca; Bivalvia; Myida; Dreissenidae
Product: toll-like receptor 4
Exons: 2
Coding region: 355-2877 (840 amino acids)
Biological process (GO): inflammatory response; immune response; toll-like receptor signaling pathway
Cellular component (GO): membrane
Molecular function (GO): protein binding; transmembrane signaling receptor activity
Source: RefSeq, a predicted model, not a curated record